Messenger RNA from Histoplasma capsulatum G186AR, 2296 nucleotides. RefSeq lists its product as uncharacterized. NCBI's taxonomy places the organism in Eukaryota, Fungi, Ascomycota, Eurotiomycetes, Onygenales, Ajellomycetaceae. The record is from RefSeq and is a predicted model, not a curated record. The transcript has 2 exons. The coding region runs from base 1 to 2067 and encodes 688 amino acids.
AUGGCCUCUCAUAAGCUUGAGCUUGCGGAAUUACAGCGUCGACUGGCUGAAGCAGAACAAGCACGACUCGAAGCAGAACGAGCACGACUCGAAGCAGAACGAGAGCGCAAUGAAGCGAAACAAGAGCGCAAUGAAGCAAAGGAGCAACUUGGGAGAGAGAAGGAGCGAGCUGACCGAAUUGAGGCGGACCAGGCGCCAACGAUCCUUGAGACAUAUCUCCAACUCGUCCAACAGCGGCUGGUGUCAACGUUGUUGAUCAAACCUGACCCUGCCAAGGCUGCAUCCGGAUAUGUUACAUCAGCAGACAGGAAGUACUAUCCACUAGCACUUUAUUCAUGGGAAGAUUUUCCGGAAAAACAUGGCGAAAUCUUCGGCCUGUUUAUGGACCUCUUCUCGGAUAAGCCACUAUUUCCCUCCAAAACCGAUGUUCUCGGUAUCCGGCGUGACCUCUCACCCACUACCCGCAAGGAUGAGCAGGACAUUCGACCCUUUAUCCGGAGCGCCAUUGAGAAACCAGCGCAACGUGUGGUGAUUGCUCACCUCCAACAGACUGGCAAUCCAAAUCGGUUUUCCUUCCGGAAUAAUGCAUAUAGUCUGGAGAGCAGGACCCCAGAUGAAGAAUCUGGCGAAUACGAAGUCAGGCCACUUUCCAAGAAGAGGUCCUAUGAAGGCAAAAUUAUACGGCCACUUCCUGAUCGUUGGGGCAUUUACGAAUCCACGUCUGGAAAUGUUCGCCGUGUGUGUGUGGGGGAGUACAAAGCAGCCCAUAAGAUACAGACCGAGGGAAUCCAAAAUGUUCUAACCACUUCGUCCUCAGAACUAUUCCUGGAAGUCCUUCGCCGAAAGCAGUCCGGAAGUGUCAAUUCCGAUUUAGAAAACACUCGGGAGAAGUCCUCGCCUCAGAACCUAUAUUUCUACCUCAUCCGGGUAACCACAAAGCCCCCCUCUGAAUUUGAAGUCCGAAAUGCGGCAGCUGCCCAGAUGGCAACUUUUACGACUCUGGCUCUCCGUUCAACAGAGAUGGGCCGCGAUUGGAUAACCAUGGCUGAAAACUGUGGCAUCUGUCAAUGGCCUCUUCUUCCUCCUAGCCCUAUUUCACGGGAUAUCACGUUGCGACCUCGAAAGUUUGAUGAAGAAACAAGUGAGAGUAGUGAAGAUGAAGCCCCUGGAGAUGGCGAUUACAAUCCACCAACUGACAGACGAGCAAAGUCUCGAUCCGAGCCAAAGCAGCAAACCCGUCAACGUCAUGCAUCGCCUCGCAAACGAAAUAUGACUCAGCGACUGAUUCUGCCAUAUUGCACGCAGGCCUGUCUUCUUAGUCUUGUCAAUGCUUUGCCUCUUGACCCAAGUUGCCCCAAUGUCAGCUUGCAUCAACAGGGCCAAACGUGCAAGAAUCGUCUUAUUACCAAAGAAGACCUCUGUGUCCUUACCAAGGAGCAGCUCGCCCGCAGUCUUGAUAAAGACUGUGAAUGCCUGGAUCGAGAGGGUUUGUUUGGGAGAAUUGGAGUGCUCUUCAAGAUCACCUUGACCAAUUAUGGAUAUACUUUUGUAGCAAAAGGCGUGCAGAGUGUAGAUGAGCCUGACCUCGCUCAUGAAGCCCGUGUUUAUACUCACCUAACUCAUCUACAAGGAAUGAAAGUCCCAGUCUAUCUGGGAAACAUUACCCUUGAGCGGCCAUAUCCCCUUGUUAGCCUUGCACGUGUCACACAGAUGAUGCUGAUGUCUUGGGCUGGGACAAGCAUAUGGAGAAAAAGCUGGCCGAAGGAUAUUGACAUCGGAGUGGAAGAGAAGGACACACUACACGCAUUGGUAUCCUCUGGCAUCAGUCACAACGACGCACGAGAGGCAAAUCUGGUUUGGAACCCGGAGCAAAAACAGGUGAUGGCAGUUGAUUUUGAUCAGGCUACGAUUCACCGCGUUCGAAAGCGAAAGGCAGCCUCCCCUCCACUACCACCGAAGCCGAAAAUGAUUGGGAAUGAAAGGAAACGAAAUACACAAGCCGCGUCUCAUACAGGGAUGAGUGAGUUUGGCAAGGAGAAUAUGAAUCCUGCGAGUCUUGACGACUAAGUACUUCAUUACCCGCCCUCAGUUCCUCGGAUGGCACUGCUCCAUUGUUGCCAACUUUCUGUCAUUUCCUUAUAGUGGCUUCAAGGUAGGUGGGUAGCUAGAUGGUGAUGUUUAUUCUCAUAGAGAUUGAUUGGUCAUUGAGCAGGCAGGUUGGGUGGUAGGUAGAGAGGUGGAUAGGAUAGGUAGCUCAUCUCUUAUUGUAAUAUUGACAAGCCCGUUACGACAACCU